AUGAAGGUUCAGAAAGAGAAACUGCAUGCAGAGCUGAAACAGGUGCUGAGUCUGAAGAGAAGUCACCUGAAAGAGUCGUCUCGUUUGGCCCAAGCAGAGAUGGAUUCUUCAACAGACGCCCAAGCAGUGGAGGAGACUGCAUCUGAGGAGGUGGAGGUUGUGGUAGAGACAGAGGCUGAGGCUGGAGCCAGUGGCUACAGUGUCACAGGUGGAGGGGAGCGAGGCCUCUUCAUUAAGGACGUCCUUAAAGACUCCACUGCAGCAAAGCAUCUUAGCCUCCAGCAAGGAGAUCAGUUGCUCAGUGCAAGAGUCUACUUUGACAAUGUGAAGUAUGAGGAUGCCCUGAAGAUCUUGCAGUGUGCAGAGCCUUAUAAAGUCUCCUUUUUCCUGAAGAGGACCAUCGCCGGCGCUGAUGUCACCAUGCACCCUGGCACCACCAGCAUGGAACUGAAAGGACCCAAAACCAAGAUGCAGAAAAUGGUACGGCUAUGA
Molecule: messenger RNA, 492 nt
Organism: Oncorhynchus gorbuscha (pink salmon)
Lineage: Eukaryota; Metazoa; Chordata; Actinopteri; Salmoniformes; Salmonidae
Product: periaxin-like
Exons: 4
Coding region: 1-492 (163 amino acids)
Biological process (GO): regulation of RNA splicing
Cellular component (GO): costamere; nucleus; cytoplasm
Molecular function (GO): protein binding
Source: RefSeq, a predicted model, not a curated record